Molecule: messenger RNA, 1425 nt
Organism: Naegleria gruberi
Lineage: Eukaryota; Heterolobosea; Eutetramitea; Acrasida; Naegleriidae
Exons: 1
Coding region: 1-1425 (474 amino acids)
Source: RefSeq, a predicted model, not a curated record
AUGAAAAGAACAAAUCAAAACACUUCUUCCUCGAGUGGAGGAUCGAAAAGUAUUAUUUUGAAUAGGGGAAAUGUUCUUAUUAAAAAGACAUCACAGCAACCAUCGAUGACUACUAGUAGUAAUCAAUCAACAAGUAGUGCUACUAGGCUUGGUCCAAAAAGAAAUUCAUCAUUGAUUGUUGGCAGUGGAGGAAAUUCAUCAAAUAGGAAAGUCAAAAAGUCUCCAAUAUCACUAGAGUUUGCAUCAUGUGUUGAUUUUGUAAUAUCAAUUUUAAAUCAUUAUGAAUUAAAUUGUGGAUUGGAUAGUUCCGAUAUCUUGCUAGUAUUGAGUGGUGGUGCUAGUGAUGGUGAUGAUAAUGAUGUUAUGGAUGAUUAUUCUAGGCUUCAUCAAAUAAUUCGUUCCAUGUACAUUACAAUAUAUAAUGUAUUAAUUCUUUAUAAAUUUAAUAAGGUUUCACUUAAUAACGAGAAGCAUGAUUUGGAGAAAAUCAUCAAAUAUGUAAAUUAUGAAUUAAUGAAAUUAGAAUAUCCUAGAACAUUUAAAUUAAUUACUAAAAAUGAUCAACAAUUAUGUACAGAAUUAUUGAAUACUUUAAAUUGGUUGAUAUUAUCACAUGAUCAAUUACUUUUCAAACAUAUUUUGAAUAUGGAUUAUUUGAAUCAAAAUUUAAUUAAUGGUGAAUUGCCGAGUGAUCAUUCAUUGUAUUAUUUUUUAAAGAAUGUAAAGAAUUCUUCAAAUAUUUCACCAAAUGAAAAGUUUACAACCAUUCAAUUAAUUCACAAGUUAAUAAUUAAUAUCAAUAAGAUAUUCAUGAUUAUGAGUAAUUUAUAUAACAAGACUAUGCAAUCCUAUUUACUAAAUAUGGAAUGUGAAAAUAUUGGAUUUACACCAUUUGAAUUGAAUUUACUAUUAUUAAAUGAUCACAGUUCUCAAUUAUAUCAAUUGAAUAAUUUUAUUGAAUCAUUUAAUUCAAUUAUGAAAUAUUAUGAAUUACUGAUAAAUCAUGCAACAUUCAAAACAUACCCACCACAUAAUACAAAUGAUAUGGAUGAAUCAUCAUCUCCAACACAACUUUUAGAUGGAUUUAGUAUUGAAUUAUUACUUGGUCAACUCGAAUCAUCAAUAGAAAGUUCUAAUUCUUUAAUUGAUGAAUUUAUUGAAGCAUGUGAGAUGGAACCAAUACCUUCAUUAUAUGGUAAUGAAUCGAUAAGUUCAUCUCAUUCUACUGGAUCAUCAAUAUUGGAUAGUGUAUUUUAUCGAUUGAGAAUGGAAAAGAAUCAAGAUACUAAUAAGAAACCAUCAUUUCUCUCACAGAAAAAGAAUGAUCCUCAAUUAACAAAUUCACAAUCAUCCAUUGUUCACCAUUUGGAAGAUUUAGAAUCAAUGAAGGAAUUAUUAUUGAAUGCUAUUCAUCAUUCUGAAUAA